GUGAGAUUCAGGCCGCUCUCGGUCCUGCUUCAUUUGCUCUUUGGGAGCUCCCUUGCUGCUAGCAAAGCUCGAAAAGAAUGGCGCGUAUAUAGCUCGACGAGUUCGAGCUCGAUCAGCGGCGUCUGUGUAGCCGCACCGUCCAUGUGUGCUCUUGGCCAAUGUCAGAGCUUGCCACGCACCAAGCAGCGACAGCAAGGUAGGACCAGAGCAGCUGACGAGUCUCCGGUAGCUUCUUCAGCCGUAGAAAGUCCACUCAAACAAUGCUUGCAGCGCGGCUGCCCGUCAGGAAGCGCGCUCUCACUGCAGACGGCAGCUCAGAUGACGCUCGCUCACUCAGUCGUUCCACUUCGCCCCACUCUGAUUAUGUCCAAGGAAGCUUGCGAGGUAGCAAUAGCGAUGUCAUCUCGAGCUCGGGUCGCUCGAAACGAUCAAGAACCGCGACAGACUCAACAGACUCGCUCGAGGUCAGACGAGCGUCAGACUCACCAAUGGCACAAGACACCGAAGACACAGAUCUUCCGACAAAGACUGACGGCGUAAGAGUCAGACAGUACCAACAUGAACUCUUUCAGAAAGCGAAACAGUCCAAUACCAUCAUCCGCAUGAAAACCGGAGCAGGCAAGACGCUCGUCGCAGUCAUGCUCAUUCUGUACGAGGCAGCAAGGCUGAGACGCGAGAUGAUGGUCCAAGAAAGGCCUUCCAGAAAGUUGCUCUGCAUGCUUGUGCCUACCGUUACGCUCGUGAACCAGCAAGUCGCGGCCAUACGCGAACAAACAUCGCUGCAAGUGCGUGGGUUUCGAGGCGAUAUGCUUGUCAGUGCCUGGGAUCUUCGAACUUGGCAAAUCGAGUUCGAUCUCGCAGACGUCGUCGUGAUGACGCCACAGAUCUUACUGAACGUGCUCAGAUCUGCCUUCUGGAGAAUAGAGAACAUCGCUCUUCUGAUAUUCGACGAAGCUCAUCACGCUCGAAAAAAGCAUCCCUACGCGCAUAUCUUGGACGAAUUCUACCAUCCACUAAAGCGCAAGCUUGCCCGAUCAGAAGCUGAGAUGUCUGAUCGACUGCCUCGCAUCCUCGGCUUGACAGCCUCACCUGUGUGGACAGCUUCUGAUCUAGUGUCAGCGAUUUCCGACCUCGAGCGCCGAAUGGACGCAACGCUCGUCGAAGUCAAAGAGCAUGCAGCCGAACUCGCUCAGUACAACCGCAAGCCAAGCGAACGAUGUCUCACGUAUCGUCUCGAUCGUGCUGGCAUCAAGACGCCCUUCGAAAUCCGGCUAGAAUCAUCUUCCAUUGCGUCUCUGCUGGAUCUCAAGUUCUGGCAACGAAUCGAUCAAGUCAAGGAGCGUCUCGGUCUUCUUGGCGUCGAUAUCUACAUCUGCGAGGCACUCGCACAGGCUCUUGCAAGAUCGACAAGUGAUGCCGCCGUGAAGAUCGACUAUGUCCCGCAAGAGUAUUGGAACGAAGCUUGUCUGUUGCAUAGCAGCUUCGUCGACGUUCUCGAGCAUACCACGCUGACCGAAAGCGGCAAACGUCAUAUCUCAGAUUCCCCGUCGACGGCAUGGUACGGGCAUUUGGCUUCUGCCGACUCAUCUUCCUCCGACAUCAGUCAAAAAGUGCGCAUACUGCUCGACCACCUGGAGACCUAUCGCGCGUGCAAAGAUUUUACAGCCAUCAUCUUCGUGCAGACGCGCUACCAGACCGCCGUGCUACAGCGCAUUGUCAGCAAAGCGGCCUGGCUAGAUUUCCUCAGUACCAACUAUCUCGUAGGCUCUACGACCGGCAACCCGGCAGACAUGGCCAAGGGCGUAAUGCGACCUAAGCAACAGCUCAAACCUGUUCAGAGUAUACGCGAGGGCCGGUGCAACACGCUUUUCGCUACUUCGGUCGCAGAAGAGGGACUCGAUCUCUCCUCUUGUAACCUUAUCGUCCGCUUUGAUCCUGUCAGCACCCUUGUGGGUUACAUCCAGUCCAGAGGAAGAGCGAGAGCUGUCAACUCGGACUACCUCGUCCUCGCAGAAGCCGAUACCAGCGAAGAAUACGACUGGCAGACAUUGACGGCCAGUGAGCAGCAGAUGCUUGAUCAUACAGGUCAGCGCGACAUCUUCGAAGAAGGCGAGCUCUCAAACGGUGAAACUGUCAGCGCCACGCCAACCUAUCUAGUACCCUCGAGCGGAGCUUUGCUUACGUUGUCCUCGUCGGUCAUGACGCUGAACCAAGCAUUUGCUGGUCAGCGAUCAGAAGGUACGCAACUAUUCAAGCAGCCGAUCUACGAGAUCGUAUCGACCGACACCGGCGACUAUGCUGCCACCGUUAUUCUGCCGCCCGUAGGCACCCUCUACGAGCACCAUCGCACGAUCACAGGAGCUGUAGCAUCUUCCCGGAGCGCCGCGAAAGCUCUUGCCGCUUUCGAAGCCGUCAUCCUGCUCUUCAAAGCGGGUAUCAUCAAUGAACGCCUGGUUCCGCAUUACGAAGAAAACAAUCGAGCUGCAACACGAGGCGUCAAGACGAGUCGCGACGCAACACUGGACGUGCACGAUGCAGAUGGGCGCAAAAUUGACGUUGGUGCGGUGCCGGAAACCAUACGCAUUAAGUCGGAAGGACUCUACGGCAAUGCUUGGCGCAAAGACGAGACUCUGUAUCUGCAUGAGAUCAUCUUCGUUCGGAUGCAAGGCGAGCAGCAGCGAAUCGGGUUUGUGUGCGGUCGCAACGUCGAUCUCGACGAGCGUUUGCACAUCUAUGAAGAACCUGGCACAAGCACGCCUUCGACAUCUUUCACGCUAGAAGGCUCCCGCACUCUCACAUUCGCGACGGAAGAAGCCCGGCAGGAAGCUCUGGCUGUGCUCGAUGCCUAUACGCGUAUUCUGUACCAAGUUGGCGUUUGCCGUCGCGAUGUCGAAGCCAAGCUAUAUCACUUCUUUGCGCCUCUGGUCACGGCGGACGAUGGCUUGGACAUCGAUUGGGCCAUCGCAAGAGCACCUCUCGUGCCCUUCAAUCCUCUUCAAAGACACACAGCAGGCGAGCUGAUUGUUUGCCCGUUCCGUCGGAUGACCACCUCGCGACUCUGGAAUCUUGUUACUGUCAGAGAGGAUUUGAGUCCGCUAUCUGCGCCUGUACGGCUCCUGCCACCCGGUCAAGUCAAGUUGCAGACGGAUACCAAGAUGCUCGCGUGGGACUGCUACCAAACAUGGCUCAAAGUCGUCUUCAACUUCCGUGACGGCGAAGUCGCAUCUGAUGAGAUCAUGAUUCAUCUCGAUCCUUGGCCGCAGGUUUGCAAUAACCUCUUGCCUGUCGAUCUACAUCCUCGCAAAUUCGGCUUGCAGUGCGCGGUCCCGGCAUCAAUGUGCUUCAGUAGCCGGCUAUCAGCAGCAGAUUGGAAGAUCGUCAUGCUUGCGCCCGCAUUCCUACGCAAUAUUGGUGACUGCCUGCAAGCACGCGCUGCUAUACGAGACUUGCGUUUACCACCAAUUGCGAUGCAUCGCAUGAUCGAAGCGCUUACAUUGCCUGGCAGCGCGGUUGGACGAUCGUACGAAUCUAUCGAGACGCUCGGCGACUCCGUUCUGAAAGUGUUGACAUCAGUGCACCUCUAUCUCGCUUAUCCGCUCAAGUCGGAAGGCGCCCUGACAUGCUUGCGAACAAAUUCAGUCGAAAACGUCUACUUGCACCACAAAGCAGUCGAAAGCUCGCUCGGCAAGUAUCUGAUUCACGAGCGUAUGCGACUCAACACUUGGCUUCCGCGUGACGCCGAGCAUUCCGCCGAUAUGGGCGAUGGCUGCGAAUUCGAGCGCAAAAUACAACGCCGUGCUCUUUCCGACUGCAUCGAGUCGAUUUUGGGAGCGGCGUACUUGACGGGCGGACUGUCCAUGGCGAUGGACACUGCUCGUGCUUUCAAUCUUCCUCUCGGUGACGGCGCCAGCUGGAGAUCUCGAUCGAUCGAAGCAAGGCGCAGAGAGCGAUCGGUCAGUCCGCGAAUCGGCGAGCUUGAAGACCUCGUCGGCUAUUCGUUCAGCAAUAACGACUGCCUGAUCCAGGCACUGACGCAUCGAAGCUACCUGUCGCCGACUACACCGAGUUACGAGCGAGAAGAGUUUCUCGGCGAUGCAAUGCUCGACUUUUGGGCUAUCACGCGUCUCUAUGCUCGCUUCGAUGGCAUCACGCCGCAACAGCUCUCGCGACUGCGAGCCUUGCUGGUCUGCAAUGGUACGCUGGGCUACGUUGCCAUGCUGCGCCUCAGACUUGGCGAAUACGUUUUGCACAAUGCAGACGAGUUUACAGAUCAGCUCGAGAUCGCUCAGCAGCAGGCCGAAGCAAUGCCGCCCGCAGAAUUUUGCGAGCAAGUCUGGUUUUGGGACCCGCCAAAAGUCUUGGGCGAUUGCGUCGAGGCAAUAGCUGGUGCAAUCUUUGUCGAUUCUGGUGGCGACCCCGAGCUCGUCUUUAAGUACUUUGAUCGCAUCCUGGGGCCCCUCAUGCAAUACAUUUCACCCAAUAUGCCAGCCGAUCCUGUGUCACGACUCGCUCAUCUCAAGCAAGAGCUGCGAGCGGGCAAAAGCAUGGUUCUGCGCGGCGUCAAGCGUUCGCUAGACGCGCCUCACGAAUUUGUCUUUGAGGUUCGCAAGCAAGAGAUUUGUCGACGCUCGCAUCGAUCCAAGGCGGUUGCCGAGCAGCUUACGGCAGCAGCCGCCCUCGAACACUGCGCUGCAUGGACAGAAGAGGACAAGCUCAAUCUGAUCGGCGUCGAUGUUCACGCGAACAAUGUCACGCAGCUGCGAGACUGGAAGACCGGAGAGCUCUCUCGCAUUCGCGACACACCCGAAGCCGAUGCAAUCGACGUAUCGAGAGGGGUACCCGGCCUGAAGUCUGUGCGCAAAAGCCCAGGCAUCGAUGUUGCGUGCAGCACGGACGCUGAGCUUUUCGACAAUCUCCCUGACGAGGCUGGCGACAUUACUCACGUCUAUGCCCAUGAUAGCGCCCUCGAUUCGCAUCUCAAUCUGGGACGUGCGCCAAAGAUUGCUCUCAUGACCGACAGCGAUGACGAUCUAGAAGUCAGCGCCAUCGCUGCGUCUCUACCCAAUCUGACAGUCAGCACAAUGCCGUCUUAGCCGAUCUUUCUGUGUAUCGCUCUUGUCGUUGUAUAUCGCUCUAGAAGCUGCAUGUCUGUGAAUGAUGCAUCAAGUAUCGUGCAAGCUAGGACAGGACAACAACGAAUCGUGAUAGUGCUCCUCAGAUACCUCCGCCGCUCCGCAGAGUAUCGGGAUGACCGAUAUUGCCCUUGUUCAUCGCUUGUGAUUGAGACUUCUGGAACUGAU
Molecule: messenger RNA, 5300 nt
Organism: Mixia osmundae IAM 14324
Lineage: Eukaryota; Fungi; Basidiomycota; Mixiomycetes; Mixiales; Mixiaceae
Exons: 6
Coding region: 261-5093 (1610 amino acids)
Biological process (GO): siRNA processing
Cellular component (GO): cytoplasm; RISC complex; nucleus
Molecular function (GO): ribonuclease III activity; RNA binding; ATP binding
Source: RefSeq, a predicted model, not a curated record